Penicillium macrosclerotiorum is the source of this 1929-nucleotide messenger RNA. RefSeq names its product Zn(II)2Cys6 transcription factor. The coding region runs from base 1 to 1929 and encodes 642 amino acids. The record is from RefSeq and is a predicted model, not a curated record. Gene Ontology annotation, biological process: regulation of DNA-templated transcription. The transcript has 3 exons. Lineage: Eukaryota; Fungi; Ascomycota; Eurotiomycetes; Eurotiales; Aspergillaceae. Gene Ontology annotation, molecular function: DNA-binding transcription factor activity, RNA polymerase II-specific; zinc ion binding.
AUGACAAAGGGUUGCUAUACCUGCCGACGCCGUCGCAUUAUCUGCGAUAAUGGCCAACCUACCUGCAGGAAGUGCCGCGACGCCGGAAAAGAAUGCCUGGGCUAUCAGAAGCCGUUGGUUUGGGUUAAAGGUGGCGUGGCCAGUCGAGGCAAGAUGAUGGGGCGCAGCUUCGACGACGUGAUGAAACCAGAGAGUGUCUCCAAACACCAGGAAUCCGCGGCACCGAACAGUCCGACAGCACCGACAGACAGCUUUGGCUUUUUUUCCGUGGCUGAAUCAUCCUCCGAUACUAGUUCACCAAGCUCUGGCGUGCAUACAAGUCCGGAGGCAGACGCUUGGGCCACAGAGGCGCCAGAGGUUGCCCCAUGCGCGUUCGUGGAAGAGGACAAUUCUGUGGGGUUGAAUUUGCACGAAGAAUCUGAUCAGAUGGUUGUGCAUGUGCCUCGAGGCACAUCCGCUGAAUAUAUUCCGACUCCAUGGGGUCUGGCAGAUCCAGUGCUCAAAGAUCUCGGGCAAUUGUCACGGUUUUACAUUUAUCAUUACAAUCAGAGUAUGACCGGUGACUUCGUGGUGUAUUCCGAGUCCAACAACCCGUGGCGCAAUAUCAUAUCGCUGGUUGGCGGCUCACCUCUUCUCGCAAAUGUCUUAUCUGCCAUGGGAGCUUUGCACUUCUCUUUGCGGUCAAAUUCAGACUCGACCCAAAUGCCAUGGUCUUCCAAUCUUCUGUCAGAUGGUUCCAACUUGUCAUCCGAAGAAAUUGAAAGUUUUGUGACCCCAGCUGGUGCGCGACGACCGUCCUCGAAGGCUUUCCAACAUUUCCUCGAAUUCAAGCAACGUACGCUUCACCAAUUGUCGAAAGACCUGUCGAAUCCCGUCAUGCAGAAAGAUGACCGAACUUUGGCUGCCAUCGUCGUUCUUGCUCUUCUCGAUUUGAUCGAGUCGGGCAGUGGGGCAUGGAGUUAUCACAUUGAAGGUGCCAAAAAACUCCUCAGAGAUCGACCAGAGAACGAGCUAGGGCAGGGCAUUUUACAAGGCCUCGAAAGCUUCGCUGUUGACGGAUGCUUAAUCAUGGAAAUCAUGGGAUCAACCCUCGCACGCCCCGGCGCUCUUUCCAAACCAUUCUACUCCGCCGCCAUGGGUCCAGCCAUGCUCAAGCGCCUCGAGCAAACUUCCUGGGUCGGCUGCCCGGCCUACCUGCUUGAAGUCAUCUUCUUCAUUCAUACUCUCUGGUACCCAGACUCCGAAUUCGCCGCUGCCGCACCCCAGCCCACCUCCCUCCCCGUAUCGAUGCAACCCGGCCAACCUCUCUCCCUGGAGUCCUACUUCGCACUCCUCCAAGGCAUUCGCGACUUCGACCCCGUUGCCUGGGCCCACGAAAUGCAAGCCUUCUACUUCCUCCCCGACGUGUCCUCCCGCGCCAGCCUCGCUCGCGCCUACCAAGCCGCCGUCUACCUCUAUACCAGCCGCGUGCUGUCGCGCGCACGCGAGGGCUACUCGCCUCCUUUCGCCAACGUCGCCCUGCCCUCCGACCACUCGGCCGUUGCGCAUGACCUCCUCACUCAGAUAUGCUCCGUGCCUCACUCCGACCCGCACUUUAAAUGCCUGAUCUGGCCGACCUUCAUCGCCGGCGCUGAAUGCCGCCGCUCUUCACAGCGCGGCCUGAUACUUGAGACACUCGGAGCGCUCUAUCAAGCCGUCACCAGCGUCAACGUCCAGAAUGCCGCAUGGGUGCUGCGCCUUAUGUGGCAGAAACGCGACCAGAAACGGGACGCGCGCACCGAGCACCUUCCAUCUGGAUAUAGUGAUAGCCAGACAGAUGCGGGGAGUGAUACAUUCGGUGUUGGCCCGUGCGAAGAUGACGAUUACGAUGAUACGUUUGACUGGGUCGAUCAGCUGGACGAGUCGCGCCUGGAUUGGCUGUUCAUUUGA